AGGUUGGCUUCAACCAGGCACAGUUGAAACCGCGUCGGCAACCAAGCACCACGCACCAUUGGUUGUGCUAACCGCGCUCGUAAUCAGGUCAAGUGUCGACCGUACAACAUGGCCUGUCUUCGUAACAGAAAACUUACCAUCUGGUUCCAAGUUAAUUUGGUGAUUUUACUUACAAAUUUGUGUUUAGCCGAACCCCAGUUGGACUUGCCUCCUUUGAGCCAAUCGAGUUCUCCGAGAUAUGGCGGUUACGGACUGCUGUCCAGCACGCAACCCUCAAUAAACUCACCGGGUAACCAGUUCGAUCAGAACUUCCAAUUUUCAACGGCUCGCCCUAACCAAAAUACCCCUGGUGUUUAUCCCGUAUCAUCGACACCUUUCAAUGGGCAAAUCAACCCAGACAUAAGUAAUAAUGGAUAUCCUAAUUUCGGGAAUGUUGGGAAUCCAAGUUCCACAUUACGACCUGUCGAUGACAGGAAUCGUGACGACAGAAUCGAUAUAAACAAUGAUCCCAAUUUCAGAAGAAACGAUCCCAACUUCGUUCGGAACGACCCGAACUUUGUUGGGACGAAUCCUUACGAAUUCAGUAACAAUAAUAUUGACGAGAGGCUGCAUGCUGUAAAUCUGCAGCAGAUAAGGGACUUCCUGUUGAAAGCUGAUGACCAGGCGUCGAAGGAGUGUACCAACAAUGUAGCUGCCCAGUGGAACUUCGAGACUGACGUCAACGAUGCAACUCAGCAUGCUGCAUUGGACGCACAGCAGCGUUACACACUCUUCCAGCGAGGAUUAUGGGAAGCGGCUCAGCAAAUACCGCGUGGAUUCGUCAGGGAUUACCAGACUUUUAGGCAGCUGAGGAUGCUCUCCAUCAUCGGAUCGGCUGCGUUGCCACCAGAUCAACUGGAUAGAUAUAACCGGAUAAUAAAUGAUAUGCUAGCAGUCUAUAAUACAGCCGAGAUCUGUGCCUACAAUGAGCCAUUCAAGUGCGGGCUGCAUUUACAACCUGAACUCCAAUUCAUCAUGUCCCACUCUAGGGAUUGGGACGAGCUGUCCCACGUGUGGACCGAAUGGAGACGAAACACAGGGAGACGUAUCAGAGAUCUGUACGAGCAGCUCGUGGAUUUAACUAAUCAAGCAGCUAGAUUAAACAAUUUCACGGACGCUUCUGCUUAUUGGAUGUUCCCUUAUGAAUCUGGAAAUUUAAGGCAAGAAGUAGAAGAGGUUUGGGAGCAGGUGAAACCAUUGUAUGACCUGCUUCACGCGUACGUCCGUCGUCGCCUCAGGGAAGCGUACGGUCCCGAAAGGAUAUCCCGAUCCGCACCAAUACCCGCGCACAUCCUCGGCGAUAUGUGGGGCCAAAGCUGGUCUGGAAUCGUGCCGUUCACUCUGCCGUACCCUGGGAAAACCCUCGUCGAUGUUACCCCGGAGAUGAUACAACAGGGCUACACUCCAUUGACCAUUUUCCAACUGGCCGAGGAGUUCUUCGUAUCAAUGAACAUGUCCGCCAUGCCGCCAGAUUUCUGGGCGCUGAGCGUGUUCGACCAGCCCCAAGACAGGCACAUCCACUGUCAGCCUUCAGCCUGGGACUUUUGUAAUCGUCAUGAUUUUCGAAUCAAGAUGUGCACCCACGCAGACAUGAAAGACUUGGUGACAGCGCAUCACGAAAUGGCGCAUAUCGAAUAUUUCCUGGCGUACAGAAACCAACCUAAAGUCUUCAGGGAUGGAGCUAACCCUGGUUUCCACGAGGCUAUAGGGGAGGCCAUCGCUCUGUCCAUCUCCUCGCCGCGCCACCUCCAAACUCUGGGCUUGGUGCAGCGCUCCAUUGACGACACGGCACACGACACCAACUACCUGUUCACACAGGCCAUGGACAAGCUUGCCUUCUUACCGUUCGCACUGGUCAUGGACCGGUGGAGGUGGGACGUCUUCACCGGUGAUGUGAGGAAGGAACAGUAUAAUUGUCAUUGGUGGAGAUUAAGGGAACAGUACCAAGGCAUCAAACCCCCAGUACUUCGUUCCGAGCUCGACUUCGAUCCUGGCGCGAAAUACCACAUUCCAGCGAACAUUCCGUAUAUAAGAUAUUUCGUGAGCACCAUACUUCAGUUCCAAAUUCACCGAGUAUUAUGCGAAAGGACCGGCCAGUUUAUCCCAGGGGAUUCGACGAGGCCGCUGCACAAGUGUGACAUCUACAGGAAUCCCGAAGCCGGCAAAAUAUUAACGCGUAUAAUGGAGCGUGGUUCGUCAGCGCCGUGGAACCAGAUCCUACAGGAUGCCAUCGGCGAAACUCGGCUAAGUGGAGAAGCUCUUAGAGACUAUUUCAGACCUUUGGAAGACUGGCUCCGAAGUGAGAACCUAAGGACUGGGGAAUAUUUGGGUUGGAGUUAUGACGGAGAUUAUUGCAAAUUCAGCAUCGAAACAGCUGGUCUCCAAGUGUACGGUGGAUUCUACAACUCGGCCCAUCGGAACUUCGACCUGACCAGCUUCUUCACAAUACUACUCAGUUCAACACUGGCCACAGUAGCUGCAUUACGCUGGCGAUGAUAAUUUACAAAUGUUAUUUUUUUUUUAUUGUUAUUUUUUGUCAUGUCAAAUAUUAAAAUCGAAUAAGACUCCAUUAAUAAUAUAUAAUUUUAAUUAAUAUUUUUUUAUUUAAUAAAAUGCAAUAAAUAAGUAAUAUUAAUCCAGGGUUUAAUCAUAUUUGCAUGUUAAAAUUAAAGGACUUUAUUCCAUCAUCAUUUUUAAUUUCCAUAAUAUCCUGGAAAUAUAAUAGGAGUGUUGAUAUUUUAUAUUUUUACUCCAUAAUGACUGAAUGACCUUUAAAAAAGUGGUUAACAAAUAUAUAGUUAUUUAUUCAAGGUAGAAUUUCGAACUUGGAAAAUUUAGAACUUUCUUCCUUCUAUGGUGUAACUCGUCGUUUACAGUCAAUCCAAAUAAUUAACAGAUGCGAGUUCGAAUCCUGACUCAUCGAGAUUGAAGAUACAAUUUUUUCAACCUAAUAAUAAUAAUUAUUCCGUAAUUACACUAAUAAUUUUACAUUAAUAGAAAACUUUUCAAAAAAUAUUUAAUAAUUUUUAUAAAUUCUGAAUAUUUUAAAAUAUAAAUCUAAUUACAAAUAUGAAUUAUGUAUGUUAUUUAAAGUAUACAACAGAGGGAGACUUUGUACAAAAGUCGAUUGCUUGGGUACCUCUGUCCCAUUCGUGUUUCAACCGUGAAGCAGUUGUGUUUGCAUGGCUGUGUUUCGGUUUGAAGGGUGGGAUAUGGCGUGAAUUUACAGGGUACAGAGGAAUAACACCUGAGUCCUCAGGAAUGGCAACGUAUGGAGGUAUCAUGGGUGAAACAGUAUACUCUGUUAUGUCCAUGGUACUGCUCGUGUCUAUAGGCGACGGUUACCACUUUCCAUCAGGUGGGCCGACAGCUUGUUUGCCAUUCUAAGUUGUAUAAAAAAAAAUUCAAUUUAUUUUUUUAUCGUCUCUCUAUUUUUGUUAUAUAAUAAAUAGUUAUAAUUUUUAAUAUACAAUAUAAAUGUAUAUUAUGUAAUUGAAAUGAAAAAUGUUAUUAAUAAGUUGUAGUUUUAUAUUUAAUGUUUUUUGUAAAUAAUACAAAUAUAUCAUUGAUAAUUGUGAUAACGUGAAAAUAAAUGAAAUGGAAAUAUU
Messenger RNA from Galleria mellonella (greater wax moth), 3647 nucleotides. RefSeq names its product angiotensin-converting enzyme-like (gene Ance-3). Bases 109 to 2535 code for a protein of 808 amino acids. Gene Ontology annotation, cellular component: plasma membrane. Gene Ontology annotation, molecular function: metallopeptidase activity; peptidyl-dipeptidase activity. The transcript has 12 exons. The record is from RefSeq and is a predicted model, not a curated record. NCBI's taxonomy places the organism in Eukaryota, Metazoa, Arthropoda, Insecta, Lepidoptera, Pyralidae. Gene Ontology annotation, biological process: proteolysis.